CGGCUCUCCCGCAGCCAUAGCCGCGCCGACGAUCCGGGAGGUAGCGGAGGGCAGGGAGCUGGACCCGGAGGCGCCGCCGCGACCGCAGCAGCCAUGGAGGACGAGAUGCCCAAGACUCUAUACGUCGGUAACCUUUCCAGGGAUGUGACAGAAGCUCUAAUUCUCCAGCUCUUUAGCCAGAUUGGACCUUGUAAAAACUGCAAAAUGAUUAUGGAUACAGCUGGAAAUGAUCCAUAUUGUUUUGUGGAGUUUCAUGAGCAUCGUCAUGCAGCUGCAGCAUUAGCUGCUAUGAAUGGACGGAAGAUAAUGGGUAAGGAAGUCAAAGUGAAUUGGGCAACAACCCCCAGCAGUCAAAAGAAAGAUACAAGCAGUAGUACCGUUGUCAGCACACAGCGUUCACAAGAUCAUUUCCAUGUCUUUGUUGGUGAUCUCAGUCCAGAAAUUACAACUGAAGAUAUAAAAGCUGCUUUUGCACCAUUUGGAAGAAUAUCAGAUGCCCGAGUGGUAAAAGACAUGGCAACAGGAAAGUCUAAGGGAUAUGGCUUUGUCUCCUUUUUCAACAAAUGGGAUGCUGAAAACGCCAUUCAACAGAUGGGUGGCCAGUGGCUUGGUGGAAGACAAAUCAGAACUAACUGGGCAACCCGAAAGCCUCCAGCUCCAAAGAGUACAUAUGAGUCAAACACCAAACAGCUGUCAUAUGAUGAAGUUGUAAAUCAGUCUAGUCCAAGCAACUGUACUGUCUACUGUGGAGGUGUUACUUCUGGGCUGACAGAACAACUAAUGCGUCAGACUUUUUCGCCAUUUGGGCAGAUAAUGGAAAUUCGAGUCUUCCCAGAUAAAGGAUAUUCCUUUGUUCGGUUCAAUUCCCAUGAAAGUGCAGCACAUGCAAUUGUUUCUGUUAAUGGUACUACCAUUGAAGGUCAUGUUGUGAAAUGCUAUUGGGGCAAAGAAACCCUUGAUGUAAUAAAUCCUGUGCAACAGCAGAAUCAGAUUGGAUAUCCACAACCUUAUGGCCAGUGGGGCCAGUGGUAUGGAAACGCACAACAAAUUGGCCAGUAUAUGCCUAAUGGUUGGCAAGUACCUGCAUAUGGAAUGUAUGGCCAGGCGUGGAACCAGCAGGGAUUUAAUCAGACACAGUCUUCUGCACCGUGGAUGGGACCCAAUUACGGAGUGCAACCACCUCAAGGGCAGAAUGGCGGCAUGUUGCCUAAUCAGCCUUCUGGGUACCGAGUGGCAGGGUAUGAAACCCAGUGAAAAGGGACUUCAGAAUCUAAAGCCAGUGGCUUGAGGCUACAGCGAGCGUAGUAAAGCCAUUGUUUACUUAAAGAUUUAUCAAGUCAGUCAGUGCAAAUGUCAGAUACAAUGUAUUUAUUUAACAGAUUCAUUUUUAAUCAUGAAAUUACUUAUCAUCCACAUUGUUUUAAAAAGAAACAAGAUGCUGGAUGUCUGCCAAUUUUUGCCUUCAUUACCUUUUUUGAUAAAGUUUCUCAGAUCCUUGUUUCAAACACAAAUGCAGGGAUUGCUGCCACUUUUUAAAAAUUAAGAGGCAGAAAAUUGCACAAUGUUGACCUUUUUCCACUAAAGUAGUGUGCAGUUCUAGUUUGCAUUCUUAAUAUGAUUUAAAACAUGUAAUAUAAAGACAUUUUAAAAAAUAAGAAAAGAAAAACCAAAACUGUGCAGAGUCUAGAAGUUCUUUGUCAUCUCCAGCUUGUGCACAAGUAUGUUUUAGGUUUAAAAAAAUAGGCAUUGUUUGAGCUGUCUCAUCUCCACUGUUAUUCUUUGGGGUUUUUAAAUAUAAAUUAUUAGUUUAUGUCAUUUUUGUAUCUACAUUUUUUCACAAAUUUGUCUUGCCUUAUUAAAGUUCUGUAAAAUAUACCUAAAAUGGCAAAAAAAUGAUGUUCACUUAGAUUGAAAACUUUUCUCAGAUGGAUUGAUAAUUGCAUUCAUCUUGUUUUAUAUGAGAAGGUGCCUCAAGAAUUCCCAGUGGAUUUGUUUCAAAGGAUUUUUAUCUUCUGUGAUAAACUUUGCAGUGUACCAGGAACUGUAAAAACAAAAAUGUGUUACUAGAGAAAAUCUCUGAAAUGUGAUACAUUCUUAUGCCAUGUAAAUUUCAUGUGUCAGCUUCUACAUUUACAUGUAUUGUUUCAUUAUGUAAAAUGUUUUAGCAAUGUAAUAUUUUGCACAGUUAACAAACUUUGUAUGUCAUUUCCUUAAAGGCAUCAUGCAGAGUUGACAUGAGAUUUACAAGGUUUUAAGUUGUUUGCAUGUGAAAAUGAAAUACACACUUUGGUAGUCUUUGAACACAAAGUCAUCUGCUCUUGUUUUUUAAGAAUUUUGAGUCACAAAGUUGUAUGUAAAGGAAUAUGUUAAUUUUCCAUUUUCUAGUUAGAUUUAUUCAAAAAGUAAAUCAACUUAAUUUUAAUAUGUACAAAUGAUAGCUGUGAAACUGUAGAAUAUCCUUAUGUCAGGCUUGGGGUUCAUCAUGAACUCCAAAAUUAGCCUGAAGGACCAGCCAGGCAAAGAAUUUUUUUACAUGUUCAGAGGCCAAAAGAUAAAAAAAAACUUAAAAUCCUACCUCCUUAAACAGCCUUCAAAGAAGAGAAUCCUCAGUGCAAUCAUUAUCUGAUUCUUUGGUACCUUUUUCUGGAGUUCCCAAUUAUAUUAUUUUAGGGUAACUCCAAGCAUUAAGAGGUUUAAUCUUUGAUGGCAUUGUUCUAGUUUUGAAAUUUCUAGUACAUUUCAGAGUCUCUUAGAAGACUUAUGGGAGGUUUUGUUUUGUUUUCAGUGAAGGUCACAAACCUCCUUCCGUGACUCAGAGAGGAGGGGUCCCCUAUAUACAUGUUUGAAUGGUUGGUGGUUUUCAAGACCUUCAGAUAGCUCCCAGCAUUUUAUUUAGAAAUAGAAAAGGCCUGUGAAAUCUUAAGUUUCCUGGCCUGUAUCUUCCAGGUAGGGGGAAAUGACUCUAAGCUGGUGUCUAAGCCAAUACCCCUUGUAAACCAGAGCCCAGGAAAGACAGCUCAUAAGUAUAUAAUUCUCUGGAGCUCAAUUCUAUGCAGUUGUACUGAUGUUUCAUUAAGUCACUGUGUAUUUUUAUGUGUUGAUACGUUAAAAGUUGCUUUACGGAAGAUGCGUAAAUUUUUUAAAUACUUGGAAAUUUUAUUUCCUUGUUAACUUCUACAGAUCAGGGCAUGCAACCAAAAGCAGCUUAAAUGGAAAAAAAAUCAGGAAGCUAUUUUUAGAUUAUUCUGGCUUUUGUUUCUAUUUAGGACCCUCAUCAUUUUUCUCUUAUUAAAAAAUUUUAUUUCCUGUACAUCUCAUUUGCUGCAGUGUAAAUUAUUUGGGCAUAAAUAAUUUAAACAAAGUAUAGUUUUUCUUUCAUUUGGACUAUUUUAAGUAAUAACAGUUUUUAUUAGCCAGCAUAUUUUCUUAUUGCACAGAUCUUAAAAUGUACAUUGACUACUUUUUUGAGAAGAAAGUGGUAUCAGCACUCAUGAUUAAAAGGUUACUACUGAACAAAUUCACAUUUCAGGAACAUUGCUAACUUUGGCUUAAAUCUUAACCUUACUUUUCAGUCUAAAAAUCAUACUGGUAUUAGUAUCAGGUAAGGAGUUUAAAGUUUUUAAAAUGGUUUCAUUCCUGCAAUAUGCAAAAUUCAAAUUUUACUUUCUGGUACUGUAAAGAACCUGAAGUGAUUCACACUUAAUGGGUCAUUAAUCCAGUAUUCUUUACCCUGACUGUUUGGAUAUUAAAGUUCCUUUAUGUUUUCUAUAA
Carlito syrichta (Philippine tarsier) is the source of this 3771-nucleotide messenger RNA. It is a transcript of the gene TIA1, whose product is annotated as TIA1 cytotoxic granule associated RNA binding protein. The transcript is spliced from 13 exons. NCBI's taxonomy places the organism in Eukaryota, Metazoa, Chordata, Mammalia, Primates, Tarsiidae. The coding region runs from base 94 to 1254 and encodes 386 amino acids. The record is from RefSeq and is a predicted model, not a curated record. Gene Ontology annotation, molecular function: mRNA binding.